This is a messenger RNA of Spodoptera litura, 2428 nucleotides long. RefSeq names its product nuclear transcription factor Y subunit gamma. NCBI's taxonomy places the organism in Eukaryota, Metazoa, Arthropoda, Insecta, Lepidoptera, Noctuidae. Gene Ontology annotation, molecular function: RNA polymerase II cis-regulatory region sequence-specific DNA binding; protein heterodimerization activity; DNA-binding transcription activator activity, RNA polymerase II-specific. Gene Ontology annotation, cellular component: nucleus; CCAAT-binding factor complex. The record is from RefSeq and is a predicted model, not a curated record. Gene Ontology annotation, biological process: regulation of transcription by RNA polymerase II.
AUCAGUGGACGAAUCGUGAGUCGGGCGCAUUUUCAGUAAUUGUUGAUUGGAGAUCUCCAAAUAUUACACUGAUUAUUGGUUACUGUGUUUUUAUUAACUUUAGAAGCGGUUACUAAUUUUCUAAUAGCGAUUUUCCAAUAAUUAAUCAAGCUGGAAAGUCUUUCUGAAUUGUGAAAAACUCGAGGUCGCCGUGUCGUGGAUUUGAUACAAGAUGUCCGUGUGUUUCUUUGUGCCUGCCGACCAGGCGAGUACAUCGGGCGUGGCUGAGGAAGUGGACAGUGACAUUAUAGAAGAUAACUCCCAAGUGGAAUCCCCACAGCAGAGCUUGCAGCAGUUCUGGUGUAAAGUUACUGAAGACAUCAGCAAGGUUAAUGCAGACGACUUCAAAUCCCAAGCAUUGCCUCUCGCCCGCAUAAAGAAGAUAAUGAAAUUGGAUGAAGAAGUGAAGAUGAUUUCAGCUGAGGCCCCCGUGUUGUUCGCGAAGGCGGCUGAAAUCUUCAUACAUGAGCUAACGCUUAGGGCUUGGGCACAUACUGAGGAUAAUAAAAGAAGAACUUUGCAGCGCAACGACAUAGCGAUGGCGAUAUCGAAGUGCGAUCAGUUCGACUUCCUGAUCGACAUCGUGCCUCGACAGGAAGUCAAACCCAACAAACCUCGAUACGACCACGCGCCACGAAGCAGCCACAUCGACCAGGUGGCUCACCAUCAAGCUGCAUUACAGAACGCUGCACAGCCACAGAUCGUAUUACAGCCAUGUGCACAAGUGACACAGACAUCUACAGCCACACCGUCGACGUCAUCAAGUAACGUGGCGGUGUCGCAGCAACCAGUCACACUAGUACAACAGGUCCUUACUCCAUCCGGAGAGCUCCAGCAGUUGCCAAUCCAGCUAACACAAGCGCAGUUAAACAUGAUCCGCCUGCAGGUACAGAACAACCCGAACCAGCCGAUCAUAAUACAGGCACAGUCGCAGCAAUCGCCACAGAUUAUUCAGGUAUCAUCCCAAGGCCAGCCCCAACAACAGGUAUUCCUUGCUCAAGUGGCGACCUCGCAGGACGACUCCUAGUACCUGGACACCAGCACUCAGUGCGAAGUGGACUCGGACUCCGAUGAUUAAGUGAUAGUGAUAGUGCAUAAUGAUUAGUGUUUCAACUCUCUAGUGAUUUGUGCAGAAACUAUGAGGAUACUGGUUUGUUUGCAAGUAAAUUCCGUAAUUCAUAAGCGUCUAUGAAGAAAACCUGUGUUAACUAGUUAUUUUACCUAAAUGAGACUCAUUUGCAUGUAUUUGUAAAGACCCUUAAUCUGAAAAGUUCAUGAAGAUAUUUAUUUAUUUAUUCUUUCUUUGCCUAUCAAGCACAAACUUUAUUUUUUAUUACUAUAACUAUAAAGAAACUGUUAAUAAAUACAACCUCUUUGCCUGUAAUGUUCUAAAUUCAAAAAUCAAUGAAGGUAUAUAAUAUAGUUUCAUCUAUUUAAUCUACAUAAGAAGCUGCUGUGAAGUAUUAUAAAGUUAAUUUUGGUUUAUUCAAAAGUUAAGAAUAAUUUAAACCUUCAAUGUUGGAUAGGAUUAGACUGCGCUCAAGUCCCCAGGCCGAAAACAGUCAAAAGCGCUAUUAUCAGAUUACUGGGUUUAUAACUACUAAUUGCCAACUUCAUAGCUCACUAUAGACGUAUCUACCAAAUAAGAUAUGACUUAAAAUAUAUCAAAAAUAGUGAGUACAUAAAUAUUAUCAGUCAUAAUUAGAUUGCUAUUUAUAAGUAUGUAAUUUAAUUAAUUGAUAAUGUAAGUAAUCGUUGUGAGUGCAAACAGCAACAGUAAUGAUUCAUCAACGUUCCAUAUAAAUAUGCUGUUUAAUGUUUUUAGUACAGUAUGUAGAGGCGAAUUAAAUCUAGACAGAGUCCUAGGCAAGCACCUCAUACAUAGGCGUCUUCUUCCUUUUUGGCGCCGCCGUCACUAUUGGCAGUUGGGCACGCGCGUCUUAUGGCUUCCCUCUGUAACCUGGCGCCUAGGCACUUGCCUCGUUUGCCUUAGGGAAAAUACGACCCUACAAUAUAUAUAUAUCACUGCUUACAAUUAUUUUUAUUUUAUUCGACUUUUAAUAUGUAUAAUACAAUACUUAAACACUUAUAAAGGUCAUAUGCAAUAUUUAUAUAGAAAAUAUUUAACGAAAAGACGUAAAUAUCUACAAACCUCUUUUUUAGUCUGUUAAUAAUAAUAAGAUGUCUUCUAAUGGUGGCAAAAAAGGAAUUACAAUAAUAUAAGUCAAAGAAAUCAAUACAUACCUACUUAUAAGAUUUUUUCUAACUUGUUUAACAGUAACUAAUAAACUAGAAUAAAUAAAGGUACCUAAGAAUACAAUAUACAUUUUACAAUAUCUUAAAUAUAUUAUUAAUCUUCUAUAGUUAUAAUGAAAUAAAUAAUGACAUC